Ramularia collo-cygni is the source of this 807-nucleotide messenger RNA. RefSeq names its product related to pyridoxamine phosphate oxidase family protein. The record is from RefSeq and is a predicted model, not a curated record. The coding region runs from base 1 to 807 and encodes 268 amino acids. The transcript has 4 exons. NCBI's taxonomy places the organism in Eukaryota, Fungi, Ascomycota, Dothideomycetes, Mycosphaerellales, Mycosphaerellaceae.
AUGGUGAAAUUCUAUGACUCGAUAUCCAAAGACCACCAAGAAUGGGCUCUACGGCAAGAUCUCUUCUUCAUUGCCACGGCUCCUCUAGUAGGCAGGCAUAUCAACCUCUCGCCGAAAGGACAGCCCUCCUCGACCCUGACAAUCCUGGACGGCAAUCAUGUGGGCUAUUUGGACGCGACAGGGUCCGGGAUCGAGACUGUGAGCCRUAUAUAUGAGAACCGAAGGGCUACGAUAAUGUUCUGCAGCUUUGCAUCAUCUCCUCGUAUCAUGCGAUGGUUCUGCCACGGGAGAGUCAUAGAAGUCGACCAUCCUGGAUACUCCUCCUGGCUGGCAAAGCUGGGCAAGAAAGAAUACCCAUCUAUGAGAGCGAUCAUCUUGUUCGAGGUGUUCAAAGUCCAAACUUCUUGUGGAUUCGCCGUUCCACUGCUUUCUCAGCGUAUGAAUCCUGGCGGACAUGACGAAGGCCCUCGGGGAUGCUUCAUCCAACGUAAGACUCUCGAGAACUUUGCUACGAAGAGUAUGGGCUACCCUGUGGAGAUGAAUGCCUAUAGGGUGAAGAUGAACUCAAGGAGUCUUGAUGGAUGUCCUGGAUUGCGGGUUGCCAGGAAGAAUGGUGGGGAAUAUCUGCUGCUGCAAGAUGUGAGACAUUGGCUUAGGACGAUUCUAUGUCAAUGGCAGGCUAUGGUGCUUGGUGCUGUACUAGCCAUUGUCCUAGUCGAAGUGCUUCCAGCCAUGAUCAAAAUGUCCAACCUAGCGACAUCAAACUUCGCGAGUCGCUACUACAGCCUCGAAGAUAUUGUAGGCUAA